Molecule: messenger RNA, 1512 nt
Organism: Parastagonospora nodorum SN15
Lineage: Eukaryota; Fungi; Ascomycota; Dothideomycetes; Pleosporales; Phaeosphaeriaceae
Exons: 2
Coding region: 1-1512 (503 amino acids)
Biological process (GO): regulation of alternative mRNA splicing, via spliceosome; mRNA cis splicing, via spliceosome
Cellular component (GO): U2-type prespliceosome; catalytic step 2 spliceosome; U2 snRNP
Molecular function (GO): RNA binding
Source: RefSeq, a predicted model, not a curated record
AUGGCAAACUCAAACGGUGACGCGCCCCCAAGCUACGAGCUCACCGUCAAACCCCCGCCGAGUCUGACGAUCCCCCCGCCUGGUGUACGCGAGAGUGUCGCAAAAACGGCCGACUACGUCGCACGCCGCGGCGAUGGCAUUCUCCACUCCAUGAAGGAGCGCGUUGCGGGCGAUCCGAAGAGCGCAUUGCACUUUGUUGUUGACGAGGACCCGUACUUCCCGUACUUUGCCUGGUACGUGCAAAUGCUAAAGGAAGGCAAAGGCAAGACCACCCAGCAGUCUGCUCAGCACGUAAUCGACAACACGCCCAAAGGCCCCCCGGAGCCAGCGCAGUUCCGAUUCUCCGCGCGUAUGCCCAACAUUAGUGCCAAGGAUCUCGACGUGUUGAAGACGACGGCUCUCUACACUGCGCGCGUGGGUGAAAACUGGCUCAAGGAGCUGCGCACCCGCGAAGCUGGCAACCCACAGUUCGAGUGGCUGCGCGUCAACCACAGCUUCUUCCCGUUCUUCCGCUCCCUUGUUGAGCAGUACAAGAUCCUCCUUGAAGAAGAGAAGACGGUCGAGGCACGCAAGGAAGAGCUACGCCGCAACAUCGAAAACCGCUUCCAUGUACUCGACCGAGCGAAGCAGCGUGCAGAAUACGUCAAGUUCGUUAGCGCGCAGAAGGAAAAGGAAGAAAAGAAGGCCGAGGACGAGAAGAAAGAGUAUGCCACCAUUGACUGGCAAGAUUUCGCUGUUAUUGCAACCGUCUUGUUUGAUGAAGUCGAUGACAACGCAGAUCUCCCUCCGCCCGCGCUUCUCAACGACCUGCAGUCUCAAUCACUCGAACAGAAGGCGGAGGUGUCGCUUUCCACGAGGCGUCUGGAAGAAGCUGCGCCUGACGAACAGACGUACUACAACGUGACCCAGCAAUACGUGCCCCCGCCGAUGCAUCCUGCGUAUCCCAUGGCGCCCGCUGUUCAGGCCCCGUACGGCGCAUAUGCACCUCCACCACAUGAUUACAGGUCGCCAGCCGAGAGGGCGCGCGAGGAGGAGCAGGCACGACAACAGGCUGAGCAAGACCAGAGAGCUCGCGCACAAGCUGCGACGAGGGGCGCUCCUGGUCGCAUUGUUACAGACUACGUUCCCCGCGCAGCCGCAAAGAAGGCCAACGUUGCGCUAGCCGUGUGCCCUAACUGCAAGCAGAGCAUUCCUGCGAACGAGAUGGACGAGCAUAUCCGAAUCGAACUGCUUGACCCUCGCUGGAAAGAACAGCGCGACAAGAUGGAAGCUCGUUACUCGACCACGAUCAACACCGCCGAAGUUGCGAACAACCUCAAACGCUUUGCCAGUCAGCGUGAGGACAUUUAUGAUGGCGUCAGCGGCAACAACGUCUCGCCAGAGGAAGAAGCGCGUAGGAAGAAGGCAGCUCUGUCCUAUGAUGGACAUGUCGAUCCCAACAAGGUGGCGCAAAUGCAGAACGUUAAUCUGCAAGAUCAGCUUCGCGGGAUCCAGGAAAAAUACCGACAGUAA